AUGAUGGGUUGGAAGGUUCUGAGAUUGUUGAUUUGGGUUCUGCUCAUAUUCGAUUUGGCAUGUUUUUCUGUUGGAUUAUUUACUCCUCAAGAUGUGUAUCUUAUUGAUUGUGGUUCAUCGAGCGAUACGGUUUUGAGUAAUAGAACCUAUAUCUCUGAUAAAUCAGCCUCAAAAUAUCUUUCAGCUUCUAAUUCAGUUCCGGCUACUACUUCUUCAAAUUCUGGUGGUUUACCCCUCUAUCAAACUGCUACAAUCUUCACUGAAAAAUCUAGCUACAGGUUUCCAAUCACCCAAAAUGGGAGAAUCUGGAUCCGUUUGUAUUUCUCCCCCUUUGUUUAUGGCAGUUACGAUAUGAGCUCUGCGGAAUUCACUGUUUCAACCGACAAAAAUGUCCUCCUUGGGAAUUUUUCUCCCAAGAGUGUAAUAAUGAAAGAGUUUUUAGUAAAUGUGACAUCCGGGGAGAUCUCGAUCACGUUUGAUCCUUCUUCAAAUUCAUUCGCUUUCAUAAAUGCUGUGGAAGUUAUUUCAGCACCAGACUUUCUCAUCCCAGAUGAUGCCACUAUAGCCGGUACCUCAUCAUCAUUCCCUGGUCUAGUGAAUAAUGCCCUAGAAACAGUUGCAAGGGUUAAUAUGGGUGGAAGUCUUCUGACGUCUACAAAUGACACAUUAGGCCGAACUUGGGUGAAUGAUCAAGCUUUCUUGGUGUCUCCUGGUUCUGCAGUCGACGAUAAAUCUGCGAUUCCAUCCGUCCAGUAUCCCCAAGGUGGUGUAACAGAAGAGAUUGCUCCCCGUACUGUUUAUGGUACUUGUGCUAAAAUGAACUCAUCUGGCGGUACUGAUGUCACUUUCAAUGUCACAUGGCGGUUUAAUGUGGACACUGGCUAUCAAUAUCUCCUUCGGCUGCACUUUUGCGACAUUGUAAGCACCGCUGCUAAUAAUAUCGUCUUUGAUAUUUAUCUAAAUACGCGAAGUCUAAUUCAAGAUUUUGACAUAAGCACAAAAACUUUCAGCACCUUGGCAACUGCUUACUUUCAGGAUUUUGUUACACCGCCAGCCGAUACUGAUACGCUGCUUCUAAGUAUUGGUCCAUCACUUACUAAUCCUUACCAUGAUGCCUUUUUGAAUGGGCUGGAAAUUUUGAAGUUGAACAACUCUUUGGGUAGCUUAAGUGCUAGUGUGUCUGUCCCUUCUCCAGCUAAGCAGAGCUCAAAGAAGAACUUGGGAAUGAUAGUGGGUCUUAGCAUUGGAAUACCAAUUGCUUUAUUGAUGGUUGUGGUAUUGUUCUUGUGUAUGCGGAGAAAGAAGAAACAAGAGCGUCUUGGCUCGAAAACAUGGGUCCCCAUCUCCAUUAAUGGAGGCAUGUCCCACACCAUGGGAAGCAAAUACUCAAAUGGAACAACCAUUAGUACUGCUUCUACUCUGAGCUAUCGAAUUCCUUUUGCAGCAGUUCUUGAAGCAACAAAUGACUUUGACGAGAGCUGGGUUAUUGGAAUUGGUGGAUUUGGGAAAGUUUACAAGGGAGUUUUAAGUGAUGGCACUAAAGUAGCUGUUAAGAGGGUUCUAUGCGCAAGACCAGUGAUUGAUCCUACGCUUCCUAGAGAAAUGGUAAACUUAGCUGAAUGGGCUAUGAAGUGGCAGAAAAAAGGGCAGUUGGAUCAGAUCAUUGAUCCUACUUUGGUUGGAAAGAUCAGACCAGAUUCUCUGAGAAAAUAUGCCGAAACAGCAGAGAAGUGCUUGGCUGAUUAUGGAGUAGACAGGCCUUCAAUGGGAGAUGUCCUGUGGAAUCUAGAGUAUGCAGUUCAACUUCAAGAAGCAGUAAUUCCAAAUGAUCCUGAUGAAAACAGCACGAAUGUCAUCGGCGAGCUGUCUCCUCAAGUGAAUAACUUCACUCACAAUGAUGAUACAACUCCUUCAGUUGUUGAGGUGUCUCAGGUGGACGAUCUCUCUGGAGUUUCAAUGAGUAGGGUAUUUUCACAACUAGUGAAAUCUGAGGGUAGAUAA
Messenger RNA from Oldenlandia corymbosa var. corymbosa, 2001 nucleotides. The record is from the annotation of a GenBank genome assembly. NCBI's taxonomy places the organism in Eukaryota, Viridiplantae, Streptophyta, Magnoliopsida, Gentianales, Rubiaceae.